GGAUGACUAGCAGCUUUUGUGGAAGAACUGUGCUCGGUUGCUGCGAAUGGUUCGGGACGCUCCAUUGUUAGUUCUUGGACGCCAGAUUGGUUCUGAUCGUUCUCCUUAAAGGAUUUAUUAAGAAUUGGGUUCAAAGUGGAUUUUCCAUGGAUUUUUCCAUCUGAAGAGCAAAAGUGUGUGCUGGCACGGCCAGUGAGAUAAAAGCGCAUAUUCUUCCUAGACCUUCAAAAGUACCCCUACGCAUUUUUGCCGAACAUUUAUUGAAAUACACUUCGAACUGCCACCAGACAGAAUCUUAAAUGGAUUACUAACGGGAAGACCUGCUGCUGGUUCUCGUACUCCCGAGCACUGUCCAUUCAUGAUCUGAAGAGAAGAGAAGAAAAUAAUGCUGGGUUGGUCAUCGGAAACUCUCAUGCCAGCGCGUUCAAAAUCUUAAGGGUGAAGUAAAGAAGUAAUCAAGGACCGAAACGGCAGUGCUACAAUGAGGUCUGAGGCCUUGCUGCUGUAUUUCACACUGUUGCAGCUCGCCGGGGCCGGCUUCCCAGAAGACUCGGAGCCAAUCAGUAUUUCACAUGGCAACUAUACAAAGCAGUACCCAGCUUUUGUUGGACACAAGCCUGGAAGGAACAAUACUCAGCGGCACAAGCUGGACAUCCAGCUGAUCGUGAUCAUGAACCGGACCCUCUACAUCGCCGCCAGGGACCACAUAUAUGCUGUGGACAUGGACACUGCGUACACGGAGGAGAUCUUUUUCAGCAAGAAGCUAACGUGGAAGUCCAGGCAGGCGGAUGUGGACACCUGCAGAAUGAAAGGGAAGCACAAGGAUGAAUGUCACAAUUUCAUCAAGGUCCUCCUGCAGCAGAACAAUGACACCUUGUUUGUGUGCGGAACGAACGCGUUCAACCCCUCAUGUCGAACGUACAAGAUGGACACCUUGGAUGCCCUCGGAGAAGAGAUCAGCGGGAUGGCCCGCUGCCCUUACGAUGCCAAGCACGCCAACGUCGCCCUGUUUGCCGAUGGAAAGCUUUACUCGGCCACGGUAACAGACUUCCUAGCGAUCGAUGCCGUCAUCUAUCGCAGCCUGGGAGACAGCCCAACCUUGCGCACGGUCAAGCACGACUCCAAAUGGCUCAAAGAGCCCUACUUUGUGCAGGCCGUUGAUUAUGGGGACUUCAUCUACUUCUUCUUUCGGGAGAUCGCCAUGGAAUACAACACCAUGGGGAAGGUGGUGUUCCCUCGGGUGGCGAGGGUGUGCAAGAACGACAGGGGUGGCUCCCAGAGAGUGCUGGAGAAACAGUGGACGUCCUUCCUCAAGACCCGCCUGAACUGCUCCAUCCCCGGCGACUCCCACUUCUACUUCAACAUCCUCCAGGCCGUCACCGACGUCAUUCACAUCAACGGCCGUGACGUUGUCAUGGCAACCUUUUCCACGCCCUACAACAGCAUUCCAGGCUCGGCGGUCUGCGCCUACGACAUGGCCGAGAUCGCCGUCGCCUUCACCGGGCGUUUCAAGGAGCAGAAGUCGCCAGACUCCACCUGGACGCCGGUUCCCGAGGAGAAGGUGCCAAAACCGAGGCCUGGUUGCUGCGCCGGGACGGCGUCCAUGGAGAGGUACAAAGUGUCCAACGAAUUUCCUGACGACACCCUGAACUUCAUCAAGAUGCACCCCCUGAUGGACGAAGCGGUGCCGUCCAUCACCAACCGGCCCUGGUUCCUGAAGACCAUGGUGCGGUACCGGCUGACACGCAUCGCUGUGGACAACGCCGCAGGCCCCCACCGGAAUCACACGGUCGUCUUCCUGGGGUCGGAGAAGGGGAUCAUCCUGAAGUUCCUGGCCAGGGCGAGCAGCGGCUUCCUCAACGACAGCCUCUUCCUGGAGGAGCUCAACGUCUUCAACCCGGAGAAGUGCAGCAUCGACGGCGUGGAGGACAAGCGCAUCGUUAGCAUGCAGAUCGACAGCAAGGGCCACGCCCUGUUCGUGGCCUUCACCUCCUGUGUCGUCAGAGUGCCACUGUCCCGCUGUGAGCGCCACGGGAGGUGCAAGAAGUCAUGCAUCGCGUCCCGGGACCCCUACUGCGGAUGGGUGGCAGAGGGAGCGUGCAGGGAGGUCGUGUCCGACACAAAAUUGGCGUUUGAGCAGGACGUCGAGCAUGGCAACACAGAUGGACUGGGAGACUGCCAAAACUCUUUUGUGGCCCUCAAUGACGUUCUGUCCAGUCCUCACGGUCACGAAAAGUCUCAAAAUUCUCGCCAUGGCCACUCCCCCUUACACACCACUGCCCACCCCCCAGCACGAGGACCCCUGGGCCAGGGCCGCAUGGUCGAGCAGAAGGACCCCCCUGUGCCCUCUGAUAAGAAGGACCCUUAUAUCGCUGUCCCCUCUCAGACCCAGCAGGAUGCCAAUGGGGUGAUUCGCGAGAGCUAUCAGAAGGGCCGCGAUCAGCUGGUCCCCGUCACACUCCUGGCCAUCGCCGUCAUCCUGGCCUUCGCCAUGGGGGCUAUCUUCUCGGGGAUCAUCGUCUACUGCGUGUGCGACCACCGGCGGCGGGACCUGGAGCUCUCCAGCCGCAAGGACAAGGACGCGGCGCACUCCAGGAGGGGCUCGAUGAACAGCGUCACCAAGCUGACGGGACUGUUCGAGACGCAGGCCAAGGACGGGCGCCCCGAGGCCAUCCUCACGCCACUUAUGCACAGCAGCCGCGUGGGCUCCGCCAACGGCAAGAUGCUGAUCAAGGCCGACCAGCACCACCUGGACCUGGCGGCGCUGCCCACGCCCGAGUCCACGCCCAUGCAGCCCCGGCGCAAGCCCAGCCGCGGCAGCCGCGAGUGGGAGCGCAACCAGAACCUCAUCAACUCCUGCACCAAGGACCUGCCGUCCAUGGGCUCCCCGGUGAUCCCCACCGACCUGCCCCUGCGGGCCUCGCCGGGACACAUCCCCAGCGUGGUGGUGCUGCCGCUGCCCCAGCACCAGCAGGCCUACCAGCACGAGUACGUGGAGCAGCCCCACCGCGGCGACCUGGGCCCCAUGGGCGUGGACGACCAGGCCGCCACGCUGGAGUACAAGGCCCUGAAGAGCCCCUGCCACAGCCUGGGCGUGGCGGAGAACGACGGCGUGCCGCCCCGCGUGCCCCAGAGGGAGGCCUCGCUCUCCGUCCCCGCCCCCGUGCCCCAGAUGGGCAAGCGCCUGGAGGUGCACUCGUCCAUGUACGGCCACGAGUACAAGAGGGGCUACCCGCUCGGGUCGCAGCAGAAGGGCUCCGCCCUCAAAAAGCACAACACCAACUCCUCCAACUCCUCCCACCUGUCCCGAAACCACAGUUUCAACCGAGUGGAGAACCCACCCCCGGCCCCGCAGAGGGUGGACUCCAUGCACGUGACGUCCCAGGCGCAGGGGGUGUCCCUAUCCCGACAGCCCAGCAUGAGCUCCUAUGGCUCCCUGCCCCGGACGGGGGCCAAGCACCUAAAGCCCGACGUCCCGCCCAAGCCCUCGUUAGUGUCCCUCUCCACAAACAUCAAGUCGAGCGACUCAUGCACAUAAUCGUCACACGGGAUUUGGGAGAAACACGAUUGCAUCGACUUUGUUUCUUGUCAGUGUACAGCAAAUACGACACACUUUUUAAAAUGUUUUUUUUUAAAUAUAUCUAUAUGGCGAAGUUGUUUGUCGAGCUCAGGCUUGUUGGGUUUCGGUUCCUGGAAAAAAGUGGAAUAUUUGCUAUGGAAAAAGAAACAAAAUGAAUUUCAUCAAUAUUUCAUCAAAAAGCAACAUGUCACCCUGUAGCAUUCUGAACAAUGGCUGUGUUGGACUGAAAGAAGCACAGCGAUUCGGUGGAUGUUUUUUUUUUUGUUUUGUUUUUUUCUGUUUUUUAUUUUUUUUUUGUGUUCAAACAGGCUGCCAAAAGCACAUUGCAGUGGUGAAAGCAGGAGUCACUGUUGGACAGUGGGGGCCGGGGUAGGACUCGGCAGGCACCUGGGUUCGUGGAGCUUAGACUGGAACAAUGGCCAGGGGUGGACUUUGUGUGGAAAACUGUGAAAUGCCUCUCAGUGUUACAGUCACUCGCCGCUGCAGUCAAGCUCAUGGGCCUUCGGUCACAGGCCUCGUCCCGGAAUAUCUGCUACUGUACCGGUUACUGAAUAACAUAUGACUGUUAAUACUAAUAGCUCAUUGUAUUUAUUAUUUAAUAAGUGCUUUUUUUGGGGAAAAAAAGACUCAGACUUUUUUAGGCUCAGAAAAAAUCUUUUAAUAUGAAUUAAUCGAGUGUGAAAUUAUUUAAAGUCAUUAAACUGGAGCCAGUGCAUUUUUCUUGUCAGAUAGGGUCCGACGACCGGUGUUGUUGGGACCUUGGCUUUUGAAGCUUGAGACAAGUGUGACCUCCAGUUGGAGGGAAUAUUUAUUUACCUGUGCCAGGUGGCUCUUGAACAGAGCUAGGACCUUCUUGGAGCAGAAUCUCCCAUGUCAUUAAAAAAAAGGAACAAAAAAAAAAGGUCAGAACAAUGCACGGAACUCUUCAACCUCACCGACACCUCUCCGUAGGCAUCUCUCCCUCAGCACUGUGGUUUGCGUCGGCCGUCUCUUGCCCGAGAGCAGUCGACCCACUGCGGCCAAUCCGGGUCCACCAUUUGCAUGUAAACAUGCAAAGAAAAAAAACAAAAUAUUGCACGGACGACGAACGUGUGGCAGACGGCUUUCUGCCAGGUGUGGAAAAGGCAACGUGUUUCGCCAGGUAUUGGAAGGCAUCAUCUCUCUCGUCUUAUCACACGGGUCCUUUCAUGGGAAUCCACCUGUUUAUAGCCUGUUUUUUUUUUCUUCCACAUGUAAAUGUGUGCCUUACACCCCAAGUAGUGAACAUUUCUUUAGCUGUUAAAUAUGUUUCCUCGUAGAUUUUAUGAUGAGAUAUUUCCCUCCCCCUUCGUCUGAUCAAGGCAAAUAAAGAAUGUAGGUGUUUUGUUGUGACUCUGGUCCCUAGGCAUAUUUGGGAGGGGGUGGGGGGGAGAGGACGACCCCUCUUUCUUUUUCGUGGUUCAUUUUCUUUAUUGUGCCAAUGAAGCGCUUGAAGAAAAACCCUUUCUGUUGUGCUGGCAGUGUCGACGAUGUUGUGGGUGUUUGUUUUUUAAUCCAUCAAGUCCUGAUAUUCUUUUUUGCUCUCAUCUUUGCUGUUUGAUAGAGUGAUUAAUGUAUGUUUUUUGCAAAGGCCUCCUUGUGUUGGGUGGGUGCACUGCAAUAACAAACCGCAAUCUGAUUGGCCACACUACAGUAUACUGAUAAGGCACCAGGUCUCGAGUGUAAAUGAUAAAACUCAAUUUCUAGGAAGCAAAAAAACAGCAGGCUGGUUCCUGCGGUAAUGAAGGCCUCCUCAAGUAAAAUUAGGGAAAACGUUUUAACCCCCUUUUUAAAACCAAGUUUCAACAUUUGAGGCAGAUUAGUAUGUCUAAUCUAUUAACUCUCUAUAUCAAUGAGUUGUAAAUGAGGGUUUUAGCUACUGAUCUGAUUGUUUUGUUUACGUCGUUUUGGGUUUUUUUGUUGUUUUUUUACGUGAUUGUACAUUGUUUUUCAUUAUUGCUCCCAAAUGGAACAUAUCAGUCAAUCGGUAGCGUUCCUGCAGAGAGGCAAGUUUCUGAAUCUUUGGCAGAUUUCCUGUGAGAAAAC
Megalops cyprinoides (Indo-Pacific tarpon) is the source of this 5644-nucleotide messenger RNA. It is a transcript of the gene sema6a, whose product is annotated as sema domain, transmembrane domain (TM), and cytoplasmic domain, (semaphorin) 6A. The transcript has 21 exons. Gene Ontology annotation, biological process: negative regulation of axon extension involved in axon guidance; semaphorin-plexin signaling pathway; neural crest cell migration. The record is from RefSeq and is a predicted model, not a curated record. NCBI's taxonomy places the organism in Eukaryota, Metazoa, Chordata, Actinopteri, Elopiformes, Megalopidae. The coding region runs from base 482 to 3538 and encodes 1018 amino acids. Gene Ontology annotation, molecular function: chemorepellent activity; semaphorin receptor binding.